AGUAAAGGUCCGCUACCGAGGUCAUCCAUCCGGGGCUAUCUCUUGCUUGUCUUAUGACAUGUGGAUCAACUUGAUGUUCCUGUUAUAUCCAACUCUGCUCUCUCGAAACAGUAAUAGGGGCUGAUUGCGGCAGAGAAGGUUUUAUUUUUCACUUAUUUGACACCAAACCACAUCCAAAAGAAGGCAGCAAUGACAUCCAAAGACAAAGAGAUCGAGACAACAACAACAACAGCCAACAUCAAAGAGAAAGAAGAUGGCGAUUCCCGCGGCAGUUCUCCUGAGAGCGAUACCACUGCCAGGCCUGAUCUACUAAAUGCGCUCAACCAUCUGAGAGAAAUCCCAGAUGUAUUGCAAGAAGGCAUUCUUUUCGCCGGUAGCGGGCCCGCCAUCCUUCUACAGGCGUCUGUUCCUAACAUCUUGAAGGAGCCGCAAGGGGGCGACCGUCUUGCGAUCCAAUUACUGGAGAGCGUCCAGACGAUAAUAAGCUACAUAUGCUGUCUAGCGCUGGGGACGAAAAAGGAGAAGAAGGCGUUGCUAAACCUGUUGGAUCAUGAAGAAUACCCUCUGAAAGAAAACGACCAUUAUUCACAAAACCCAGCUGUCCGCCUCUGGGUAGUUGCUACACUCUACGCAACCGCGACCGAUAUCUAUCAGAGAGUUUACGGGAAGAUGGACUAUCGCACUGCGAAACGAGCGUAUACAGAAUAUUCUCUCAUCGUCUCCGCCCUCAAGGUUCCCGACGACGUGUGGCCACAAAAUCGAGAAGAGUUCUGGCAAUACUGGGAUACGAUGAUCGAAGAUAUCGAUAGUUCAGCGCUCCCCAAAAAUCUCGAUAAGGAGCUACUGCACAAUUUCAAAAAGGUGCCCGGUUGGGUCCGACCUUUCAAGCCUAUUCUACAUGCCUUUACGAAAGAGAUGCUUCCACCACAUAUCCGAGAAGGCUACGGUCUCAAGUCGACAGCGAGUUGCAGAGCUAUUUACCGGUUUGGACUGUGGGCUACGAUCGCCAUCUAUCCAGCUUUUCCCAAGAAACUUCGUUCUUAUCCCCAGCGAUACUAUCAACGGAAACUGGAAGAGAAACUCAAUUGAAGAAGGCCACUCGCUCCACGCUGCGAAAACGAUCUCUUUUGUGCACUCGUUAUAUUGCAUCACAUUGGUCCCUUUCUUUUGUUAUGUUUGUUUAUACCAUACCUCAGGAGUUACCACGUAGUGUUGGUGUUGUUAAUUUUCAUAGGGCACAUCUUAAGACGAGUCAGUCCAGUUUCUUGGCUGGAAGAAAACAAAAUUCAAGCGACUAGGGAACGAUACUA
Paecilomyces variotii is the source of this 1310-nucleotide messenger RNA. RefSeq lists its product as hypothetical. The record is from RefSeq and is a predicted model, not a curated record. The transcript has a single exon. Gene Ontology annotation, molecular function: oxidoreductase activity. Bases 190 to 1089 code for a protein of 299 amino acids. Lineage: Eukaryota; Fungi; Ascomycota; Eurotiomycetes; Eurotiales; Thermoascaceae.